CACUCGGUCCUUGGGGCUCUCUGGACGCGAGAGGCGGACUCGGCUUCCUCGCUGCUGGUCGGGAAGCUCUCUGAAAAUUACCCCCAUCGGCGCGCGAGGAUAAAUAUGCGCGGCUUGUGAUUCCGUGCAGCUCUCUCGCUCCCAGCUGAUAGGGUGACGUUGGGUUUGGAGGCUUGGAGAUUGGCUUUUUGAUUUGGCUUCUUCCCGCAGCUUAAUGGGCAAAGCUCUCGGCUCGCCCAGAAACCAGACCCUCCGCGCGUCCCCUCCGCGCGACGAGGCCGAGACGAGUCCCGCGGUGACGGCGUGCAAGGCGGUGAGCCAGCGCGCUCCCAGCCCCGGGAAAGCCCCGGCGACGCGACUGCAAGCCCUGGGCCCUCGGAGCCGCCAGGGCGCGCCGGGCCGCUCGCCUUCUUGCCCCUCCCGGCAGGGAUCCCCUCGCUGCCUGCGGCCGGGACUCCGAGCCUCUUCGGGGCUUAGUCCCGAGUCCGCCCCCGAGUCGGGGUUUUCCGGAGGGGUCUUCGGAGCGGUUCUCCCUGCUCCUUAAAACAGCGCCGAGGGACCUCUCCCCAGGCCCCCUGCUCUGGCCCCAGCCCUCGCACUCCGGAUGCGCUGCCCCGCAGCUCCCUGAAAGCCGCUAGCCCACCGGUGGGCGGCGGCGGCAGACUGACAUGCCCCGGACGCGGCUGCGGCCGGCGGGCAGCCCGCGGGGGCGAUGAGCCGCUGCGGCCGGUGAGGAGCCUGGCGGCGGGGGCCUCGCGCACCUUCCUCAACCCCCUCACUUGCCCACCCCGCCCGGGAGAUCGAGAGGAAACGGUCUCUGGACUGUCAGGUGGACCAUUGGUGCUGCAGUGGAAGCCAGCAGCUAAGUCUUGUGUAUGGCGUGGUUAAGGUUGCAGCCUCUUACCUCUGCCUUCCUCCAUUUUGGGCUGAUUACCUUUGUGCUCUUCCUGAAUGGUCUUCGGGCAGAGGCUGGCGGCUCAGGGGAUGUGCCCAGCACAGGGCAGAACAAUGAGUCCUGUACAGGGUCAUCGGACUGCAAGGAGGGUGUCAUCCUGCCAAUCUGGUACCCGGAGAACCCUUCCCUUGGAGACAAGAUUGCCAGGGUCAUUGUCUAUUUUGUGGCCCUGAUAUACAUGUUUCUCGGGGUGUCCAUCAUUGCUGAUCGCUUCAUGGCAUCUAUUGAAGUCAUCACUUCUCAAGAGAGAGAGGUGACUAUCAAAAAGCCCAAUGGAGAGACCAGCACAACCACGAUUAGGGUCUGGAACGAAACUGUCUCCAAUCUGACCCUUAUGGCCCUGGGUUCCUCUGCUCCUGAGAUCCUCCUCUCUUUAAUUGAGGUGUGUGGUCAUGGGUUCAUUGCUGGUGAUCUGGGACCUUCUACCAUUGUAGGCAGCGCAGCCUUCAACAUGUUCAUUAUCAUUGGUAUCUGCGUCUACGUGAUCCCCGAUGGAGAGACUCGCAAGAUAAAGCACCUCCGAGUCUUUUUUGUCACUGCUGCUUGGAGCAUCUUUGCCUACAUCUGGCUCUAUAUGAUCCUGGCCGUCUUCUCUCCUGGUGUGGUCCAGGUUUGGGAAGGCCUCCUCACUCUCUUCUUCUUUCCAGUGUGUGUGCUUCUGGCCUGGGUGGCAGAUAGGCGACUGCUCUUCUACAAAUACAUGCACAAAAAGUACCGCACAGAUAAACACCGAGGAAUCAUCAUAGAGACAGAGGGUGGCCACCCCAAGGGCAUCGAGAUGGAUGGGAAAAUGAUGAAUUCCCACUUCCUAGAUGGGCAUCUGGUGCCCCUGGAAGGGAAGGAAGUGGAUGAGUCCCGCAGGGAGAUGAUCCGGAUUCUCAAGGAUCUGAAGCAAAAACACCCGGAGAAGGACUUAGAUCAGCUAGUAGAGAUGGCCAAUUACUAUGCUCUCUCCCAUCAACAGAAGAGCCGCGCCUUCUACCGGAUCCAGGCCACCCGUAUGAUGACUGGCGCAGGCAAUAUCCUGAAGAAGCACGCAGCAGAACAAGCCAAAAAGACCUCUAGCAUGAGCGAGGUGCACACUGAUGAGCCGGAGGACUUUGUCUCCAAGGUCUUCUUUGACCCGUGCUCUUACCAGUGCCUGGAGAACUGUGGGGCUGUGCUCCUGACAGUGGUGAGGAAAGGGGGGGACAUGUCCAAGACCCUGUAUGUGGACUACAAAACAGAGGAUGGUUCUGCCAAUGCGGGGGCUGACUAUGAGUUCACAGAGGGCACUGUGGUUCUGAAACCAGGAGAGACCCAGAAGGAAUUCUCUGUGGGCAUCAUCGAUGAUGACAUUUUUGAGGAGGAUGAACACUUCUUUGUGAGGUUGAGCAACGUUCGCAUAGAGGAGGAGCAGCCAGGGGAGGGGAUGCCUCCCAGAGUACUCAAUAGUCUUCCCUUGCCUCGGGCUGUCCUGGUGUCCCCUUGUGUGGCCACAGUCACCAUCUUGGAUGAUGAUCAUGCGGGUAUCUUCACUUUUGAAUGUGACACUGUUCAUGUCAGUGAAAGUAUUGGUAUCAUGGAGGUCAAGGUUCUGCGGACAUCAGGUGCCCGGGGCACAGUCAUCGUACCCUUUAGGACAGUAGAAGGGGCCGCCAAGGGUGGUGGUGAGGAUUUUGAAGACACAUAUGGGGAGAUGGAGUUCAAGAAUGAUGAAACUGUCAAAAUAAUUCACAUCAAGGUAAUUGAUCAUGAGGCGCAUGAGAAAAACAAGAAUUACUUCAUUGAGAUGAUGGGCCCCCCCGUGGUGGAUAUGAGUUUUCAGAAAGCGCUCCUGUUGUCUCCAGAGGUGACAGACAGGAAGCUGACUGUGGAGGAAGAGGAAGCCAAGAGGAUAGCAGAAAUGGGAAAGCCAAUAUUGGGUGAACACCCCAAACUAGAGGUCAUCAUUGAAGAGUCCUAUGAAUUCAAGACUACCGUGGACAAGCUGAUCAGGAAGACAAACCUGGCCUUGGUUGUGGGGACCCAUUCCUGGAGGGACCAGUUCAUGGAGGCCAUCACUGUCAGUGCAGCAGGGGACGAAGAUGAGGAUGAGUCAGGUGAGGAGAGGCUGCCCUCCUGCUUUGACUACGUCAUGCACUUCCUGACGGUCUUCUGGAAGGUGCUUUUUGCCUGCGUGCCCCCCACAGAGUACUGCCACGGCUGGGCCUGCUUUGUCGUCUCCAUUCUCAUCAUUGGCAUGCUCACAGCCAUCAUCGGGGACCUGGCCUCCCACUUCGGCUGCACCAUUGGCCUCAAGGACUCGGUCACGGCUGUUGUCUUUGUGGCGUUCGGCACCUCUGUGCCAGAUACGUUUGCCAGCAAAGCAGCCGCUGUCCAGGACGUGUACGCAGAUGCCUCCAUUGGCAAUGUCACGGGCAGCAACGCCGUCAACGUCUUCCUGGGCAUCGGCCUGGCCUGGUCCGUGGCCGCCAUCUACUGGGCCCUGCAGGGACAGGAGUUCCACGUGUCCGCGGGCACGCUGGCCUUCUCUGUCACCCUCUUCACCAUCUUCGCCUUUGUGUGCGUCAGCGUGCUCCUGUACCGCCGGCGGCCCCACCUGGGCGGGGAGCUGGGCGGCCCUCGUGGCUGCAAGCUGGCCACGACUUCGCUGUUUGUGAGCCUGUGGCUUCUCUACAUACUCUUCGCCACGCUGGAGGCCUACUGCUACAUCAAGGGGUUCUGAGCCGCAGCAGCCCUGGAGAGGCCGCGUCAGGACCCGAGCCCCAGGAACUUCCCCCGCCUAGGCCCUGGCAGUGAACUGAAAGGGCAGAGUCUUAAGCAAUCCAACAGAACGGAGGAGAUACCCAUUUCACAAAGUAUUUAAUUCAAUACAAACCAACAAUGGUGACAAAUCCAACUCCAGCCCAUCUUCCCACGAUGUCCCUGACCCAUCACAUAGUCAGACCCUUUCGCCACCUUCCAUACCACCUUCUUCUGAUUGUUCCUUUGCUUCUGCUUUCCUCGGGGGCAGGGCUUCUCCUGUCUGUCCAAUGUGAUACAUCCCCAUUCUCUCACUCCACUGGCGAGGCUCGAAAGUGAGUCCUAUCCACGUGGCUGGCUUGGGGUUCCCUUUUCAUUGCCGUCAUUAUCGUGGUGGCUUUCAUUUUCCCAUCAGGCUUCGCUCAUCAUUUGUUUGUUCAUCUUGUCUUUUCUCUCUGAGGUUAGUGACAACGGUGCUGUGAAGGAACGCAGGGUCUGAGCCGAUGGGUAGAAGCAUGAACUUUCAGACACACCCUCUCCCACUUGCACUGGGUAACAGCUGUCUCUUGCUCCAUCGAGGUCCUUUCCCCCUUUCCUUUUCAUUCUUGAAUGGACUGGUGGCAUUUGGGUGGCAGUACGUUUGCACACCCAGGCAGCGCGCUAAAGAACUGGGGCUGUGGCUGGAGCACAGCUUUCUAUCAAGCUUCUGUCGAAAUCCAGUUUAAAACAAGAAGUCAUUUUUCUCUUCCCUGCCCGAGCCUUUCAAAUUCUGUCUCGUUGUGUCAAUGACUAUAUGUUUACCCUUCUGCAGGAAGACCCCCAAACGGGAGAUAGGGGACAAAAAUAGGAAUGGGAUAUGAUGACAUAGGGCAGCUAGGGGAACAGAAGGGCUGUAUGCCUUCUAGAACAUCUUUGGCUUCAUAUCUGAGGCAGGAGAGAUGCGAUGUCCACCUAGUGAGAUCUUUAAGGGAAAAGAUUAUAUGUAAAAUGUCAGUGCUUCUGAGAAAUGUCAGCUUUACCACACCCUCACUUCCUAAUGCACCAGACUAAGAGCUCUGACUGUGUCUCUUGAUUUAAUGCAAAAACUUAGAGUUUUAUAAGAAAAUGAGGGCCUCCUUCCACCUCUCCUGGACUCUCUGGUCACAUUUGAAAGUAUUUUCACAAGACAGGAACUGGAAUUCCUCAUCUCUCCCACAUUCCUGCUUGUUUUUAAACCUCUUGAAGCUCUUUUUCCAGGCUGUGGGCUAUUUCUUGCCCCAGUAGGAGGAACCUAAGCUGCCGUAACCCCAUGGAGCCUGGGUUUAUAGAGAGAUUGGCGUGCCCUACAGACCUUUUCCCAACAAAUUUUGAAAGAACCUGGCUUUAAAACACAAACACACACGCACACACUUACACACGUGCGCGCACACACACACACAAAUAACCACACAUAUGAAAUCACCAAAAGACUGCCCACAGACCUUUAGGCUUUCUGCAUUGACAUAAAUACAUUUUUUAAGGGAAAAGAAGAAAUUAAAAAACACCUGUUUAAUUUUAAACACAUUUUUUAAGAAAAAAUAGCUGAAAAAGAAACAGUGUUCAUGUCAUAAGCUAUGUUGACAGUUGCCAGUGGAAAUGUUGGGUUGGUUUAAAAAAAAAAAUAAAAGCUAUACUUAUAUCUCUCUAAAGACAGCUUGCUUCUCCCCAUGUUGCCUCAGGAAAAGGUCUAGGGGGUCACCUUGGGUUCCUUCUGGAGCUGAAGGGGUUGAGGUGAAAGUGUCUUCUCCUGUUUGUGUCUCCUAUUUGUGUCCGUCAGGUCCUCAGAUGCCAAUGUGCCAGACCCAGGAUUUUUAAAGCAAAAAAUGCUUCAGGACAAUGCGACCUGUCAAAGUCUGGACUUUAAGACGCUGGAGGACGUAAGAGGUGGAGCUGUGAUGAUUAAAGGGGAAAGAGCGUUUUGUAUGAGAAAACCCUGGUAGGGCAAGAUUCCAGCUGGACAAACAGCGCCCUGUAUUAGUUACCAAUAGGCACAUUCAGUCAUUCAUUUAUUCAUGACUCUUUCAGCAAAUGUAUUUUGAGCACCCUGUGUGCCCUGAGCUACAUUUUGGUGCUACUGUGAAGAGUAAGAUAGAGUUCCUGACCUCAAGAAACUCACAGUCCAGAGAGGCCGGUAGAACUCCUUUUAACCAAGACUCUUUUGGUUACAAGAAGAAGAAACCCAUUAAGCUAGUUCAAGAAAUGAAGGGGGCGGGGGCGAUACUGCGGAACCCAAGGCAGGAGCACGGCAGGCCACAGGGGCCUGAAAGCCCUCAGGAAGCAAGGCCACGUUCCACCUCCCCGAAACCGCACGGUGUCCCCCGUCUUUCCUCCUUCUGCCUGUCAGGCCUGUCCACGUCCUCCCCCUCCCAACGUGCUCUUGCUUUGUUUGUCUUGCACGUGGCCGGCACUGCCACCAGCCCUGACACUCUGCCAUGACCUCACAGCUCUGUUCCCCACAACGAACUAGAGCGUCCUUUUUAAAUCUGAAUGCGGGUUCAGUGGAGAAAAUGUGGCCAAUUUUCCAUCCCCAAAGGGCCAGUCCCCAAAGGCAGAACCCUUGUAGAAGGCCGUGUCAAAGGGGUUGGGGUGCCGCGGCCUGAUUACUUUGUGUCCUGUGUCCACUCCUGGUCCGAACAACUCAGGUAAGGAGAGGAGGGUGGCGACCACGUUGUAUGUACUGUCACCCUUUCCGAAAGCUAAGUGACGGGAAGAAACCUAUGAAGCACAUGAGCCAUCAAGGUGUGAAGAAAAAUUACAGUUCUGUGCCAUGAGCGGUCAAGGAAUGGCAUAGACAGGGCAUCACAGGGACAUGACAGAAAGAAACACUGACUCAGCCUGCAAGAACUGAAGAAGGCUUCACAGAGAAUGGAACAGUUAGGCAGGAUCUUGAAGGGAGAAUAAGUAGUGAUUUAACUUGUUGAGGGGGCUUGGUGGUGAAGAACAUUCGAGAAGAAACGGCAUGCUCGAAGGCACAGGGGUGAAUCAGGGGCUGGUGGGGUCAUGGGUUAACAAGAGUCGUCACGGCUAGAGGAUAGCGUCCCAAAGGACACAAAACAACACCAAAAAAGCAGUCCGGGAGAAGGACUUGGCUGGAAGACUCAAUUUUUUGCCAGCCACAAAGUUGAUCAUGAAAAACGCCCUUCAGCCGAUGAAACGGUAGACGCAGAAUCAAGAAAUCAAUUCCUCCCCAUCUUUCCCCUUUUGUGGGUCAUUUCUGGGUUAUCCAGAUGUUAGGCUUUGUCAAGAGAGAAGCUGGGAUGAACCACAGAGAAUGAGGAAGAGGAAUCUGAGGACCUGGUACUAGUCGAGAUGCCACCCCUGACUCGUUCUGUGGACUUGAGCCAGGCCACCUCCUCUCAGCUUCCUGAACUACAAAUAAGGUUUUAAUAGAUGGCCUCUGAAGCCCAUUACUUCUACCUUUAACACUGAGAUUCUAGAAUAUAUAUACAAGAGCAGGGUGUGUGUGUGUGUGUGUGUGAUCAAACUGCCCGUCAACCUCAUCAGACAGAGCACAGCAGAUGUCCAUUUGCAAUCCAUUGGCUCCACGGCCUGUCUAUUGGUGUGAAAAAGACACGGCCAGCCGUGGUGCACAUGUCAUGUUCAGCAUUUUUUUCCUGGCAUAGCUGCAGCAUUCCCAUCCCCUUGAUUCAUUUAUUACUUAGAGCAAUGUUAGCUGCUAUAAUAAAGAAACCCCAGUAUGUCAGGGCUGAGCAAAACGAAAAGUGCAUUUCUCACUCACGUAAUAAUCCAGUGAGAAUGGUCCCAGUCAGCAGGUGGCUUUCUUCUACACGAGGCAGCAGGCUUGUCAGUGUUUUAAAACAAACAUUGUGUGUAAAAUUCUGGAUUUGGGCUUCUCUGGCCACACUGCGUGGGCUUUCCCUCAUGGCAACACUCCAAUGGAGCUGAUCAGUGGUCACCCCAUGUAGACAGGCUUUAUGUUCUCGAUUCACCAGAGUCCCUACCCAGCCUGCCACUUUCAUUCACAGGACCUCCUGGUCCCUGGAGCCAUUUAUGCAUGUGACACCUGCUAUGGGGUCAAGGUCUGGGUUUUGCAUUUUGGCCUUCCACGUGUUUGGUGCUAACCUCCAGUAUUCUGUGAGGUUUGAAUCCCAGUUAUACCACUUUUACCUUUCGUGGGAUUUUUAAACAAGUACUUUAACCUCCCUUAGCCUCAGUUUCUCCAAUCCAGACAUACGGCUGUUGCAAAGGUUAAAUGAACGAUUUUUCAAAGCAGUUAUCAUAGUGCCCUAUACCUAGCAUGUACUCUGGAAAUAUUCCUUUCAUCUCACAUUAAUGGUUUGUGGUAAAAUCCCUUACAGCUGGUGCUAUCAGGGUCUGACAUGUUCCAGGGGACUGUCAGUGUUCGGGGUGGGGUGGUGGUGAUGGAUGGCCUCAGGCCACUUCAUCCAACAUACCGUCCCUCUAUAUGUUGGUCCAGGCAGGCUCCACGGAAGUGGAGAGAAGCUCUCCAUGGUCUUGCUUCUGUAGCAGGAGCAGGUCUCUAGCUCCUCAGACUGCAUGGGGCACAGAGGUUAAGAUUUAGAGGGAUGGCCAAGGGGCACCAAGACCCCCAGGUCAAGCAAGCCCCUUGGAACAUUGGAGAAGUGGGGCAGAUACGUCUGGCAUCAAAGAAAGAGUGACAAAGAAAGGGACAACAGCCCAUAUAGAGUCUUUCAUGCUAAUAGUAAAGUGGGUCACGGUGGUCAGAAAUACCUGAGGGCUUGCAGAAGGAGGUGAAGCCUUGGGAGAAGCCACGUAGUCUGGCCAAGGUUAUCCUGCAAGUGAGUGGCAGAGCAGGACUUAACUACAUAGGUCCACCAGAUUUCAAAGUCACUGCUUAUUAACUGAAUAUGCACCUGUUGGGUGUGUAAGACCAGCACUGUUUACUUUCAUAGUGUUGAAGAAGAAAGUUAGGAGCAUAAAUAGGAUGACUUGUCUUGGUUUCUCCAGGACUUUCCUGGGUUUAGUACUGGAAUUCACAUAUUUUAGGAAACCCCUCAGUCCUGGGAAACAGGGAUGGUUGGUUACCAAAAAAUAUUACAACUGUCUUACAGAGUAAGACUUAGUACAGAAUUGCUACUACUAGUAAAUGGUAGUCGCUGCACACACACCUUCUACUAUGUCAUGCUGUCAUCUUUUCCCAAACAUUCCAUGUCCCAUUACUCUCAGCUAGCACUUCAGCUGGAUGAAGUGGUGUGAAUACCUGGUGUGAAAACUCAAAACUUCAUCCCACAGAAUUUGAAUCCUUGGUGUAUUGCUCCAGUUUUUCAUUGAUCAGUACCCUCAGGAAAUGGAGUAUGAAAAGGCACCCCCAAUGAAUCCCGAGGUUCCAAACAUAGUCCUUCUUACUCUCCUUGUGUAGCAGCCCAGUUCCCCCCUAAGUAACUGGGAUAAUCACCCCACCCAGCUCAGUGAUCUCUUCUGCCUGUUAGCGUCUUGGCAUAAAUAAUCCGAAAUGGCUAGAGAGUAUGUUCAGCUUCUAAAUCAUCAGAACCAUAACUGUGUUCCCUGGUGGAGGCAUUUCUCCGUUAGGCAUUACGACCUCCAGACCUACUGAGCCCAAGGUUGUAGGGGCAAAAAGUAAAAUUCUUCAAGAAGAUUAUUAGGCAUAAUGAUGAGAGGGGUCACCCCACCUCUACUCCUUGAUCCUCAGACCUAUGCAUCCUGUCUAGAAGAAGUCAGCACUGUAUACUGGCCCCCAAUUUAAAGCAUACGCUGCAUUCGGUGGGAUAGCAUCCCAACCUCACAAGGUAUUAUCUCCUAACUGGUGCUACAAUUGAGCCUGCAAGAGGUCAUUCCAAUAUUAUGUCAAGACAGCCACAUUUGAGUGAUAAGAAAUGUGCUAAGACCAGUGCCUCUGAUGAAAGGCUGUGUUAAAAAGAUAUCAUGGCAAUAGAUAAGGCACUCUGAGUCCGUGAAAGAUGUUAGCAGAAACACUAUGGCCAAAUCCCUUAAGCUUGUUUUCUAUGUCUGUGAGUCUAUUUCUGUUUUGUAAAUAAGUUCAUUUGUAUCAUUUUUUAAGAUUCCACAUAUAAGUGAUAGCGUAUGAUAUUUGUCUUUGUCUGACUUACUGCACUUAGUAGGAUAAUCUCUAGGUCCAUCCACGUUGCUGCAAAUGGCAUUAUUUCAUUCUUUUUUAUGGCUGAGUAAUAUUCCAUUGUGUAUACAUACCACAUCAUCUCUACCCAUUCAUCUGUCAAUGGAUACUUAGGUUGCUUCCAUGUCUUGGCUAUUGUAAAUAGUGCUGCUAUGAACAUAGGGGUUCGUGUGUCUUUUCAAAUUAUAGUUUUGUCCAGACAUAUGCCCAGGAGUGGGAUCGCUGGAUCAUACGAUAACUCUAUCUUCAGUUUUUUAAGGAACCGCCAUACUGUUCUCCAUAGUGGCUGCACCAAUUUAAUUCCCACUAACAGGGUAGGAGGGUUCCCUUUUCUCCACACCCUCUCCAGCAUUUAUUAUUCAUAGACUUUUUGAUGAUGGCCAUUCUGAUCAAUGUGAGGUAAUACCUCAUUGUAAUUUUAAAAUAUCAAACAAGCAAAAUCUUUUCACCAACUCAAGGAUUUUCAUUGACCACUCCCCAGUGACAAAUUAAGAAAAGAUGCUAAAAUAGUGACUGCAAUUUUCACUGUAUUCCUCCUGAAAGCUCGGGGCAUAGCUAGGGUAUGAUCAGGGUGGUUUAGGAGAAUUCAGGAGGAAGCACCAAGAGUCAGACUGGGUGAGCCAAGUUUAGGACAAGACAUAAUUAGCUAUACAAGGAAGACAGGUGAGGACACACAUCCCGGGCAGUUUGGCAACGCUGUAUGGAGAAGUGAUGGAGAGAAGACGGUGGCUUAUUUGUGGAGACCUGGGUUCAAGUUCUGCUGUCAUAUCACCAGCAGAGUGACCCUGGCUAUGUCAUCUAAGGUGCUGAAGUCUCAUGUUUUUCAGUCCAUUACAUAAUUAAGGUACUUUUACCUCCUCUAGAGUUUGGGGGAUUAAAAUAUAUAACUGAUAUAAUUUAUGCAUCUCACUGCCUAGUAGAUUUCUCAUUAUUUAUGUUAUUAUUGAUAUCAUUGCCCCAGGAGAAGGCAUGAGAAGUGAAGGCACUGAACAGUGUGGGGCACGGAGUGGUGUAAUGUACACGAUUGAAGAGUGGACUGAAUGUGAAAGCAGCAGGACUUAACUGGACGUACACCAGUGUGUCGUGCCAGCAUCACAACAAUGAGAUGUGCACAAUUUUCAGGAGAGUGUGUGUGGGAGGAGUGGUUGAAGAUCACAACCAGAUCAAGAAAUUUAGCUUUGUGGGCUAAACUAAGGCAACUAUAUUCAUCUCCAAAUCUAUUGUAUUAGUCUGCUCAGGCUGCCAUAACAAAAUAACACAGACUGGGUGGCUUAAACAACAGAAAUUUAUUUUCUCACAGUUCUGGAAGUUAGAAGUCCAUGAUCAAGGUGCUGACAGGGUUGGUUUCUGGGGCGGUGUCUCUUCCUGACUUGCAGAUGGCCACCUUCUCACUGUGUCUUCAAAUGACCUUUUCUCUGGGCACAGAGAGAGAUCUCCGGUAUCUCUUCCUCUU
Globicephala melas (long-finned pilot whale) is the source of this 11247-nucleotide messenger RNA. RefSeq names its product solute carrier family 8 member A3 (gene SLC8A3). Gene Ontology annotation, cellular component: sarcolemma; postsynapse; axon. NCBI's taxonomy places the organism in Eukaryota, Metazoa, Chordata, Mammalia, Artiodactyla, Delphinidae. Gene Ontology annotation, biological process: calcium ion import across plasma membrane; sodium ion transmembrane transport; cell communication. Gene Ontology annotation, molecular function: calcium:sodium antiporter activity. The record is from RefSeq and is a predicted model, not a curated record.